This is a messenger RNA of Trichoplusia ni (cabbage looper), 2336 nucleotides long. RefSeq names its product organic cation transporter protein-like. NCBI's taxonomy places the organism in Eukaryota, Metazoa, Arthropoda, Insecta, Lepidoptera, Noctuidae. Bases 21 to 1637 code for a protein of 538 amino acids. Gene Ontology annotation, molecular function: transmembrane transporter activity. The record is from RefSeq and is a predicted model, not a curated record. The transcript has a single exon. Gene Ontology annotation, biological process: transmembrane transport. Gene Ontology annotation, cellular component: membrane.
AGUAUUAGUAAUCACUCAAUAUGGAGAGGAAAGAGAGUGCCAGCGAGUGUCACACGGAGUUUGAUUCUGUGUUAUACAGUGAAGUGGGCCAGUUCGGAAAAUACCAACUCGUCACUAUAGCUUUGUUGGCAUUUCCCGCGCUUGUUAGUGCGUUCAUGGCGGGAGACUACAUCUUCACCGCCGGCAACCUCCCCACUCGGUGUGCGGUACCAGAAUGUGAUGGACGAGAACCAGAGUAUUCGCCGACUUGGAUAACAAACGCCGUGCCAACCACUGACUCCGGUUUUGAUAAUUGCUAUCGCUUCGCCGCCAACAACGUCAGCGGUGCGUCAGCCGGCGACCUUUGUCCUGUGAGCCUAUUCGACAGAGAUACGAUCGUACCAUGCGACGGCUACGUAUACGAGAGAACUAACACUAUUGUGUACGAUUAUGGUAUAGAAUGUAAAGAAUGGUUGCGAGCGUUACCAGGGACACUGAACAGUGCCGGAGGAAUGGUUGCGCUAGUGCUCGCUGGGUUCAUAUCAGACCGUUUCGGGCGUCGAAUGUCGAUCGUUUUCUUUUGUUUUAACAUAGCAUUGGUAGGUUUGAUUCGUGCAUUCUCGGUAAACUUUGCGAUGUACACCGCAUUGCAAUUUAUGCAAACCGCGAUCGGCGGAGGUUCUUUCAGCGCUGCCUAUAUACUUGCUGCAGAAAUUGUAGGACCCAAAUAUCGUGUUCGAACAAGCGCCACUAUGUCUAGUAUGUUUGCAAUGGGGCAAGUUAUUCUCGGCCUUCUCGCUUAUGCUAUACGCCCAUGGAGAACUCUUACCUUGGUGCUUUUCGUUCCUGUAUUCCUAAUUGUAUCUUACCACUGGAUACUUUCUGAGAGCCAUCGCUGGUUACUCAGUAAAGACAAGCAGGAGGAAGGCAAGGCUACGCUGCAGUAUGCAGCGCGGCUAAACAAUAAAGUUAUUUCGGAUAAAAACAUGAACUUCUUGCUAACAUUCAUACCGCGACAAGUAGAAGAAAAUAGGCGUGUAUCUGACGAAAAUUUAUUUUUUAAAGUUAUCAAAUCUCCUGUACUACUGCGGCGGUGUUGCACGACUCCUAUCUUGUGGAUGACGACUGUGUUAAUUUAUUAUGGUCUAUCUAUAAACUCCGUCAAUUUGACAGGCAGUAUAUAUCUAAAUUAUAUUCUGAUAGCUGCAAUCGAAAUACCUGGCUUUUGGACCGCCGUCUUGGUUUUAGACAAAAUUGGAAGAAGAAUCACUUUGUUUUGUGGGUUCAUGGUCUGUGGCAUUUGUUGUUUAGCGUUUGCUUUUGUCUCCAAAAGUCUGUACACUGUAACAUUAAUUCUUUAUUUACUAGGCAAGUUCUGCAUAGGUCUUGUCAUGACGUCAUUGUAUUUGUAUACAGCUGAGUUAUACCCAACAAGAUACAGGCAUUCGUUUUUGGGCUUUUCCUCUAUGUUGGGCCGUAUAGGCUCCAUCGUAGCACCUUUAACUCCUGCAUUAAUGGUGUACUGGUCUGGUAUUCCCUCUGUAAUAUUUGCAACUACAGCAAUAUUAUCUGCUCUAUUAGUUCUGUCUCAACCUGAAACACUAGGGUUAAAAGUUCCUGAUACCAUUGAAGAAGCUGAACGCCUUGGCAAAGACUAAUUUGGGACAUUUUCAUCCUUCAUUAUUUUUUGCAUUAUUACCGUUACAUUUUGUGAUACAACGCCAUCUAUCCAUUUCCCUUUAAACUAAUCAAACUUUGAACAGCUUAUCACUUUUCAUGAAACAGUUUCCCUCCUCCGCUAGAUUUCCAUGCGAUGAAACAGUUUACAUCGUGACGAAUAGAUGGCGUUGUUAAAAGUGAUUAUGAAAUAACAUAAAAUAUUCUAUUUUGAUUUAUUUUUGUACCUAUUUAAAUCGGAUAAGCUAUUUUUAAAAGAAAAAUAACGUAAACAAAUUUAAGACUUGUUUGUCUUAUAGGUUAAAUUGUUAGUUAUUUUGUAUUCAUAAUUAGUGUUAUAGUUUUAAAAUGUAAAUAAGUAAUUCAUAUAGUUUCUAGUAUUACUUUUCUUAAAUCUAAAUAGAAGUAAAAUUAUUGUUAUUAUAUAACGGUAUUAGUUCUAGUAGUAUUAUGUGAAUGUCAAUAUAAAUUAUUAUUAUUGAGUAUCUCUGUCACGAGUGAUGUAUAAAUUAAAGGAUUACCUAAAUCAAAAAACGUAGAAAUAUAAAUAUUGUAUUUUAGUUACACUCAAUUACAUUUAAGUUAGAAAUAUAAGAGCUGCUUAGUGGUUAUGGUGCACUCGCAAACCUUUUUCUUUUCGUAUCCGCUGUCAAGCAAAAUAAAAGAAAAAAUUUCGUACA